Scylla paramamosain (green mud crab) is the source of this 4022-nucleotide messenger RNA. Its product is annotated as knirps-related protein-like. The coding region runs from base 1691 to 2773 and encodes 360 amino acids. NCBI's taxonomy places the organism in Eukaryota, Metazoa, Arthropoda, Malacostraca, Decapoda, Portunidae. Gene Ontology annotation, biological process: regulation of transcription by RNA polymerase II. Gene Ontology annotation, molecular function: estrogen response element binding; zinc ion binding; nuclear receptor activity. The transcript has 4 exons. The record is from RefSeq and is a predicted model, not a curated record. Gene Ontology annotation, cellular component: chromatin; nucleus.
UCAACCUGCCACACGUGAGCGGCAGGUGAGCACUGGAUACCUCACUCACCCCUCUCAUCCACUCCUCUCUGACUCCCUUUCCCCCUCUGCUCCUAAGCCCUCGCCCUCUCCCUUCCCCCUCCGUCCCUCUCCCCCCCUCACCUUCCCCCGAGGGUGAAGAUGCCAUCCAAUAAGAGGGUGAGCUAUCCGCACUCAACCACGCCUACAUACGGUUCCCUGCUUACUAUUGGUCCAAAGAUUUAACCGGAAUCUUCCCUAUGCCCUCAUUUUAAGUCUUAUGUGCAGGAGAAUAAGGGUGAUGGUUUGCGGUGCCCUGUGCGGCUUCCUACGUCUGUUUGGGCGGGUAGGUAGGGAGGGAAGGGCGGCAUGGUGAAAUGGGCAGUGUAGCGCAGUGUUAUAGGGGCGAGAAUACACGUCUUUCCCGCUGUGAAGAUUCCCCGGGAGUGGUAAAGCCGCAGGGUGUGUGUGUGUGUGUGUAUGUGUGUAUGUGUGUGUGUGUUUCAGCGAACGCUCAAACGCUGAAACGCUCAACAUCGCAUAUACCCACCCAGCCACCCCACCCAGAUACUCCACGCGGCACCCCGGCUGUAAACCCCUCGGCACAACCCCACAGCGCCCUGCAUCCCUUGUCAACCUCACUGGAGCGGGUUGAGGUGCGAUAGCGGAGGUGAGUGGAAGUGCGGUGCCUGGCGUGGGGUGACCCUGAUAAGCUGGGAAGGUGAGGAGGAAGGCAAACGCUCUCAGUUGGUUGGCUGAAGGCGGGCAGAGCGUACGUCUGUCAGCCUCAUUACCUCCCUCCUCCCCCUCCUCUCCUCCUCCUCCUCCUACUCCUCCACCUCGCUCCGUCGCCACUCCGUCACACCCGCCGCGGACAAUACGGAAGCUUGUUAUCCUAGUGCACCUCACACCGCAACCUGAACCUCGCGCUGGAACCUCAGUGAACCCUUUUUGAAUUAAGUGUGUGAGGAGAAGAGGAUUCCUGCCCUACGGAACGCCGCUCUUUGAGUUUAUCGUGGCGUUAAGUUCGGAUUCUGUGUUUGGAUUCUGGUUUCCUCUCCAGACGUAUUUGCAUUCUUAUCUCCCUUGUGAACUCAGGAGAACAUGGAUUGAUUGACACCCUGACACCUUGGCGCCCUGUCACCAUCCCCCUGCUGUCCCUGGCCCUCCUCCCCUCCUCCGCCACCCCAGGCACUCAGGUAACUCGCCUUGACCAUCCUGUAAAAAGUGCGUCUUGUAAUCUAUCAAGCUGCGUGGACAGAAGGAAAGUCACCGCGGAAAACAAACACUGACGUAUAACAGAAAAUCAAGAUGAAGGUGAAUAGGGAAUAGAAACAAGAGAUAAAUAAUUGAUAUAUAUCCCACGUUCUAAGUUUUUAAGGACACGGAAAAGAAAAUAUUAAGAAAAGAAAAACUACAUGAACUAGGAAAAUUUUGAAGUGUUAUGGAAUCGUCAAGAUCUAGAACUCAGAACACGGUUGCCUCUCUUCCGAGGACGGCGCUCAUUUAGAAGCCCCAGCAAGACCGAGACAGACCCCCCGGUGCUGCUGCUACAGGCUCUGGUGGUGCUGUUGCUGAGGGUGCUGGCGUUACUGCUGCUGCUGCUCCUGCUGUUCCUGCUGCUGCUCCUGCCAGAGGGGAGUCGCCAAAGUCAAGAACGUGAAGGAAACAAGAUAAUCUCAUAUUUAUCAAGAUGAACCAGCUGUGCAAGGUGUGUGGAGAGCCCGCUGCUGGCUUCCACUUCGGGGCCUUCACCUGUGAGGGAUGCAAGUCGUUCUUCGGCCGCACGUACAACAAUCUGUCACAAGUGCACGAGUGUAAGAACGGCGGGCAGUGCGUGAUCAACAAGCAGAACAGAACCUCGUGCAAGGCGUGCAGGCUCCGGAAGUGCCUCAUGGUGGGCAUGUCCAAGAGCGGCUCAAGGUACGGCCGCCGCUCCAACUGGUUCAAGAUCCACUGCCUGCUGCAGGAACAGGCGUCCCAGCUCUCCAAGGGGCUGGAGGGGGGCGGGGGAGGGGGUGGCGGGCCAGGGGGACACCUGCCGGGGGGGCUGGCGGGGUCUCUCUCCCUGUCCCCCGCCUCCAUGCCCGCCCUGUCGCCCUCCAAGUCAGAGGACGAGGGCAAGAUGGACUCACCGCUCAUGUCCUCGCCGGAGAGCUGCGCGUCCGAGGGCAGCGUGGAGGUGGAGCUGUGCAAGGUGUCCGGCAAGGAGGAGGGCGGCGGGGGGCGGCGGGAGGCGGCGGCGGCGGCGGCGGCAGGCUUGUCUCUGUACGGCCUGCACCCCGGCCUGUCCCUGCUGCACGCCUCCCACCUCUACUCCCGCCUCUACCCCUCCCUGCCCCUCUACCCAGGCCUCGCCCCCUCCCUCCUCGUGCCCCCCGUGCCCCGCCCCCACCCGCCACAGAGCCCCCCCAAGGACCGCCCCUCCUCCAGCAGUCCCCGCGGCCCCGCCUCGCCAACCCGCCCCAUGUUUGAGUACCCGCCACCACUCGCCCCGCCCCCCCUCGGCCUGCCCCCCUUUGCCCUCCCCCUCGGCUUCCCCUGCCCCAGGAAACGGGUGGCUGACUCUCCCCUGGGUGAAGGCCCGCACGCCCUCAGCCCCCGGGUGUGGGAGGCCGCCCCCGCCCCAGAGCAGGACGCCCCCAUGGACCUGAGCGUCAAGCGGCAACGCCUCCUGCCCCCCCUGGCCUCCUCCACCCCCGUGUCGCCCCCAGUCUCCCCGCCCACCGUCACUAAAACGCCCCCCACCCCCGUGGACCUCACCACCAAGGCGUGAGGACCCCGCCCCCCAUGGUACAAACUGCCCCUUCCUCACCCCUCCCCCCAUUCAAGUGCCCCUUCCUGCCCCACCCAUCCCUGCCUCGCCUCCACCCUCUCGUGUUUCCAGUCUCCUCCUAUUACUCCUCCUCCUCCUCUUCCUCCUCCUCCCAUCCCUCUCAUAUUUCUCUCUCAUCCCUCCAUUUCCUCAGCAUUACUCUUCCUUCUCCCUCUUGCUCCUCCCUUCUUCAAUAGUCCCUAUUCCUUGCCACUCCUCCUCCUCCUCCUCCUCCUCCUCUUCACCUGAGGACACAAUCAAUCAAGAGGUGUGACAAUACCUACAUUUUUUACCUGUCUCCACCUCACCUCAACAGCUCCACACCUCCUCCACACCUCCACCUAUCCACACUUGUACUGUUAUCCUCCCUUACUUGUCCCGAGUUUCCGGUAGCCACCACAUUUGUCCAUCUGUCUAUACCUUUUUAUCGCACCUGUCUAUUUUGUUACCUGUCCUCCUCCUCCUCCUCUUCCUCCUCCUCCUCCUCCUCCUUCUCCCCUUUAUCAGCUCCCAGUUCCUCCCUCGCCUCUAUCCCCUCCUCCUUCCCCCCCACAAAUACCCCACCUCCUCCCCGUGCCUCCCCCCUUACCCCCCCCCUGUGCAAGGUGUUCCACGGCCGGGCUGGAGAAAAUGGAGGCCGGGGCGUGGAGAAAACGGGAAUCAACCCAGAAGUGCAAUGGUAAUAGUAAUAAUAAUAAUAAAUAGAGGGAAUAGUAAACACGGAGAUUAGAAAGAAAUACUCGGAAAAAAAAUUGAAGAGGUGGACGUUUGUAAUUCUUAAACGUUUAUAAUGACUAAUUUUGACUUGUUUUCGAGGCUAUUGUCGGCCUUACGUCCUCAAGGCUCACGGUUCUAUAGUCCUUGUAUAUGUUUAUGGUCCUUAUCAACGUGGUUAUUAUUAUUAUUAUUUUUUUCUUUAAAGGUUAUGUAUAGAAAGAAUUUUAUGUUUUAUUUAAGAUUAGAAUAUUAGUUUUUUUUUCUCUCUCUCUCUUUCUCAAUCCUUUGUUCCCGAGUGAUCUGUGUCUGUGUGUACGUACGUGUGUUUGUGUAUUUCUAAGUUUUAUUUGUGUGUAUACGUGUGUGUGUGUGUUUGUUUUAGGGAGUUCUGUGUGUGUAUUUAUAUGUGUGUGCGCGCUGGAGGUGUACAUAGUGUGUGUACAUAGAGAUGAGGCCAGUGUGAUGUCAUGAUAUAGAAAGAUUUAUAUUAUUA